Molecule: messenger RNA, 1881 nt
Organism: Saxophila tyrrhenica
Lineage: Eukaryota; Fungi; Ascomycota; Dothideomycetes; Mycosphaerellales; Extremaceae
Exons: 2
Coding region: 1-1881 (626 amino acids)
Source: RefSeq, a predicted model, not a curated record
AUGUCGGGACCAAAUCCCUACGGUCCGGGUGCCGGCUACCACGCACCACCUACCAAUGGAUACGCCGAUGAGCCCCAAGCACCACCACACAACAGCUACGACCCGCAUUCAGGCCAUCCCAUCCCGCCAGGCUACGUUCCACCGCAACGCGCUCCACCGUCGGGCGACUACUUCCCGCCCCCACCGCGUCAAGAGUACAAUGAAGACCACUGGGAUGAAGGAGAACCACGUUCAGACUACGACCGCGGCUACGGCAGAGGGCCACCGCGCGGUUAUGGAUACUCAUGCGACGGCUAUGAAGACCGACAAAACGCGUCUUCGGAUCCUUACCCGCAUGACGAGAAUGCUAUAACGCCUUAUGACGAAGAGCGAGCGGAGGCAGAGGACAGGCGUGGGUGGGAAGAGGAGCAGAGGAGGAGGUAUGAGCAGAGACCUCCGCCUCCGCCAAUGACCGACUACGAACCGAGAGACCGAUACUACGAUGAUCGCAGGGACGAUGACCGGUACUACGACAGGCGGGGCGAUUCGAGGGAUCGGUACACGUACUCCGAUGAUCGGUCGUCGCUUGACUACCGCGACAGGCGGGAUGACAGGAGGAGAAGAGAAUCUCGCACUUCCGUAUCGAAGACGGGCAAGGACGUCUUCGGUGGGAAAGAAGGUCAGCGCGGUCUCAGCGCACAAAUACUCGGCGGUGCAAUGGGUGGGCUAGCGGGCCACGAGCUCGGAGGUAGUCUACUGAAGACGCUUGGUGGUGCAGUAGUCGGAGCGAUGGGCGCGAAGGUGCUGGAGAAUGAGCAUGAGAAGCGAAGUACCAGAAUCGCUCCCAGGAAGGAGGGCGCCAUGAAGAACGCUGCGCCUUUCAAGGACGACGCGGUGAAGGACAGGAGAGGCUCUUAUCCGAGCCGGCCGCCGCCGAGGGAGCGUUCGAGGUCGAGGACGAGGUCACGGCGGGGGACGGGCAGGAGGAGGAGUGACAGCGAUUAUUCUAGCGAUCGGGACUAUUCGCCUUCGAGAUACUCGCCUCCACCAUCGAGGAGCCCAGUUAACAUGGCACGUCACAAACAUAAGCAGACCAAAUCCAUGGGUCAAAGCAAGCAUACGUUCUUCCGCGAAGACCUCAACGCAACACUGGAGCAGUUCGACGCAGAUCAAAAGAAAAGUUCUACAUCACUUCUUCUGGAUCUCCCGACCGAGUUGCGCCAGGCUAUACUCAACGGCAUAAUCGACGAUGAUGAGAUCUUGCAUGCAGAUCUUGAGAAGGAGGCUCGGACGCUGAGCGCCAUCUGUACGACUUUCAAGGGGGAUGUCGAAUGGGUGGUCAAGAAGUGGCAACAACGAAAGGAAGCACUUAAACCGGUUCCAAAUGGCGCCUUCGAUGCUUACAUAUCCGAACUCCUGGCACCUCUCGCGUCUGCCGCAGCGGCCGUGACCUCCCGGUACAGAGCGAAGACACAACACCGAGGCAAGGCGUGGCACUCCAAGGCAGAGAGGGAGCGAUACGGAGGAGGUUCGAAACACGAAGCGAUUAGGAAGGAGAGGAAGACACUCUCCAGCAUGCAGGCCCUUUCCGGUCACUCCACUUAUCGGCUGUCCGGCGACGAUACGGCUUGGGCGUCGAAGAAGUGGGCGGUCCAGUCCGCGGCAGAGCUCGAAGGAAUUGAGUUGUGGCGAAAGCUGCGGGAUGAGAAGUUUGAGGGGUUAAAGGAGAGCCACAAAGGAAAAUGGAAAACACUAAGCAAGGCAGCGAGAGAGAAGGCAAAGACGCAGAAGCGGAGGGUGAAGGCAUUGGAGAAAAAGCUGAAAGGUCCUGGUCCUGAAGAACAAGGCACUGCACAGGUGCGAGAACAAGACCGCACAACAGCCUCCACUCGAAAUUGGUGA